Molecule: messenger RNA, 1976 nt
Organism: Cryptomeria japonica (Japanese cedar)
Lineage: Eukaryota; Viridiplantae; Streptophyta; Pinopsida; Cupressales; Cupressaceae
Product: KH domain-containing protein At3g08620
Exons: 7
Coding region: 570-1487 (305 amino acids)
Biological process (GO): regulation of mRNA splicing, via spliceosome
Cellular component (GO): nucleus
Molecular function (GO): mRNA binding
Source: RefSeq, a predicted model, not a curated record
UUCCUGCAGAUGGCAUGUCCCCUCGCAUUGUCCUCCAAUGGCGGCCCCACUCUAGCAAAGUGCCAUUUACACGUGUCCUACUACUAACACAGGUACCAAGUAUGAGUGCGGUGCAAUGUUAAAUUACCGUAACCUGCGAAACGGGAAUGGAGUCCUACGUUUUAUAGGUCCCUAAUUUAGAACCUUAGUGCUGGGUCGGUUAACCAAGAAACUUUGAUCUAACUCGUGUGAAGUAUCCAUGGCCAGUCGUCUGGGAUGAAUAUGUAUUUAAGCGCCACCAUCCAUGAAAUUCUUCACACGCAUCUUUCUUCUGGAAAAGUCCAAGCUUUCGUGGGGCUAAAACAAACAACGUAAACAAAUUCGCUUUUAUCUUAGAAAGGUGCAUUCCCUAAUUUCAACGGAAACAUUCACACUCCAAAUUACUGACAACCAUAUUACACCAUUGAAACUUCCUCCAUUCUUUCAGUUACAUGAAAUCAUUAAGAAAAACCUUUAGUUUUCCGUAGUGUUGGUUCUACCUGCAAACCAACUCAAUCGAAAUAGAUUAAGAAAGAACAUUUAGAAAAAGAAUGUCCGGAAGGUAUCUUCAUUACUCCCCUGCCAGAGCUCACUCCCCCCAGAUGGGAGGAAUGCGCACAGCUAGCACUCCUUCAGACCAUGACAGCAGGUACUUGGCAGAACUCUUGGCAGAGCGUCAAAAACUGAACCCUUUUGUGCAGGUUCUGCCUAACUGCAGCCGUCUGCUGAAUCAAGAAAUUCUACAGGCCUCUGGUGUGGUUUCUAACCAGGGUUUUGGGGGCAACGAUAGGCUAGAACAUGGCAGUCCUUUGGCAUCAGGAAGUCUUAUUUCAAAUGGAACAGGAAUGGAUUUGGGGGGUUGGGGAGGUCUACAGUCUGAGAGACUAGGCAUGUCACAGGCAUCUUCAAUGGGUUGGCAUGGAGCACCUGGCAUGUCUUUUACAUCUGUUAUCAAGAAAGUCAUGCGUUUAGACAUCCCAGUUGAUAGUUAUCCCAAUUUUAAUUUUGUGGGACGACUCCUGGGACCUAGAGGCAAUUCACUCAAGCGGGUAGAAGCAACAACUGAUUGUAGGGUGUACAUUAGAGGUCGUGGUUCAGUUAAGGAUUCUGCGAAAGUAGAAGCUUCAAAUUAUACGAAUUGCACUAAAAUUGAGUGCAGAAAAUAUUUGCAAUUGCAGGAGGAAAAGCUGAGGGGUAAACCAGGUUAUGAGCACUUAAAUGAACCUUUGCACAUCUUGAUUGAGGCCAACUUACCUGCCAACAUUAUUGAUGCCAAGAUGAAACAAGCUCGUGACAUUAUAGAAGAUCUGCUAAAGCCUGUGGACGAGUCUCGUGACUAUUUGAAGAAGGAACAGCUGAGGGAACUGGCCUUGUUAAAUGGUACAUUAAGAGAAGAAAGUCCCCGUAUGAGUGGAAGUGUUUCUCCUUUCAGUAACACUGGAAUGAAACGUGCAAAAACAGGGCGUUAGCAGGCAAGAUGCAUUUCUGGAGAUUCAAUCAUGACUAUUGCAAGGAAGAUGAUAAUCAAUGACACAAAGAGCAGUCAAUUGGAGAAUGUGGAACUGCUCAAUACUCUGUUUUAAGGAAUUAAGACUUAUGUUCAUCUCAUGAUGUGUUCAAUACGUAAAACUCUUUGAAGACUUCUAAUGACAGCAGAAUUUGGUACUGCUGUCAAGUUUUGGCACUCCUUAUGUAUUCUUUCUACUGUAUAUCAUUUGUAACGGCUGGAACUUUUUAGAUAUGUAAAUAUCCAUAUAUUGUGAGCUACCAUAGGUGUGCAGAAACAUCUUUGGGGUAAGCCAUCAGGUUUUGUGGUAAAAUAUUAGUCAGUUCUCAAGCAAAGGUUGAUUAUUGCAUGCUUCUCUUAAGCUAAACUUUUGUAAUCACAACGUGGAGGCUUUAGACUUCAUGUGUCUACGCUCUUAUUCCUUUUCUUUAUUGAUAUACAUUUUCAACAA